GUCGGCCUUCUUCCCCAGCUCGGCCUUCGCCUGGCGGGAGCGGCGCGGAAGGCCACCGGGGCCACCGGGGAGAGUUUAUUUUGGAUUUAGCCACCCGGAUGAAACAGCAGCAGUAAAAGAGCAUUUGGCUGGAAUGUUGUGGAUAUAUAAGGACAAUCACAAUCUUUGCAAGCAUGAGAUAUGGAAAACUUGGGAUUGGUGAAACCAGAGCAAGGAGCACCAUCAGCGGACCCUGAUGCUAAGAACGCUCACAACUUGGUUGAGUAUAACAUAAGUGACAGCAGAAGCAGUCCUUUAUUCCAGCCGGAUGUCGUCUCCAAUUUCUCGGGCAAAGUUGGUCCUUCUGCAGUAACAGAAGAGGUUCGUUUGCUGGCUUCAUCUAUGCAAGAUGCUCAAAGCAACAGGGACCCCAGAAUAUUGAAGAAGUGUGAGACCAGGUGGCUACAUUUAUUCAGCCUGGUGGAGAGGCAAUGCCAAGAGCAGAUAGUCGCACAGCAAAAAGUAUUUUGUCAUCAAAUCCACCAUAUACAAAAUGAAAUCAGACGCUUGGGGAAACUGCAAACCCAGAACCCGUGCUUGUGUGCCAAACAGGCCUCUUCCGUCAGGCUUUCAGACGGCUGCCCGUUGCUAGGAAGUCCGAUGGGGUUGAAGGCCGAGGCUUUUGAAGAAAAUGAGCUCUUUACCAGUCAGUUCCAUCCCGGCCAUGCUGACCACCGGGCAGAAGCUUCAACCAUGCACCAGGAAGGCCUUACAAACAGUGUUUCGAUAAGCAGCGGGUAUGGUACGUUGUCUACUGUGGAUCUGAGCCCCAGCAAAUGCGACGACCUUCCGUCAUGCAUGGAAAACUCAGAGACCAUGACCAAACGGCCGAAUCACCCAGCACCAGCACCGGAGGAUGUAGUUGUGGCCAGCGUUCAGGACAAAAGAGAAUGUUCACAAACCACAAUAGGGCAUCUUCCACCUCUGAAGGAGAACGAUGGCCAUGUUCCCACGCGGUUUGAGCGUCAGGUUCAUGAAGGUCAACCCGAGGAACCAAAUGGCAAGCCUUUAACCUCAUGGGCUCAAAAGAUGAAACAAAACCACCUGAAAAAAAUAAACGUGGAAGAAAAGAUGGAGCUGGAAAAAGAGCAAACCACUGACAGUACCGACACCAUCACCGCUGCCGCGCCAUCAACCACUCCGUUUUACCUCAAUCAGCAAAAUGGAAGCCAAAAUUCUUUAGUAUCUCUUUCUUCAGGGCUGACCUAUUGGAAAUUAGACGAGAAAGAAAUGUAUCAAGCGUUGCCUAAGAAUUUAGGAAAUGAAUUUUCUACCUUCUCUACAAAGGACUGCUCAGAACAGCUGUCUUCCAGUGACGAGCUGAAGCUUACAUCCUUAAAGGAUAUUUAUCAUAAGAAACAGAAGGAAGACAAGCAACUUGAGGAGUGGAAUUUCUCCCCUGUACACUCAACUCACCCCCCAGAGAUCCUUACCCUCGACCCGACGCUCCACAUGAAACCGAGCGAGCUGAACGCAGGACGGCCGUUGCCCGGGUUCUACCCCAGCCCAGAGGGGCCCCCGUUUUCUCCCGAUUCCAUGGCAGGCCCUGCUUUUUCCCUCCCUUCGGAGGCCAAUACGUUUUCUCACACGACAAGCACGGUUGUGUCCCCUCGCUCCACCGAGUCUCCCCGCUACGCCUCUCGCCCAGCAGCCUUGCACAGAGACCCCUGGGGCGGUUGUGAGUUUCAGAACGCCACCAGCGUCCCCAGCUCUCCUCAUCGGAACCGCGAGAUUUUAGACAUGGAGGACGACAACGACAACUUAACCCUCACGCCGUCUUCCGAUAACCAGUACCCGAUUCCGUUGGCCAAUAAUUGUUUGGCACAGCAUGAACUCUCCGUCGCUUGCGUAGAAGAUCCCCAGGUGCUCUCCAGGAUUAGGCAGAAUUUGAGGGAAAAACAUAUCCGGCAUAUAACUGAUCUCCGAGCGUAUUACGAGUCCGAAAUUCUCAGUUUAAAGCAGCAACUAGAAGCAAGUCAUACUGCUCCUUCCGAGGAAAUGAAGAAAAUCCAUCAAAAUCUCACGGACAGGUGCAACCAGCUAGAAACUUCUCUGCACGAAGCCAAUGGCCGUGUGCGAUCUCUUGAAAAUAAAAACAAGGCCUUAGAGAUGGAAGUAGCAGAUUGGCGGGAGCGCUUCAGUGCCCUCAGCGCCACCACCAAGUCCUUGCAGGAGCGCCUCGAAGAGACGCGCAUGAAUGGCAAGGAGAAAGACAACACCAUCAGUCGCCUGAAGAGAAGACUCCGAGACCUGGAAGAGGCCUUCGAGAAAGCCUACAAGCUCUCCGACAACAAGGAUGCCCGCUUGAAGGAAGAAAACCGGAUGUUUCAAAAUCUUUUGGGAGAAUACGAAUCCCUUGGGAAGGAGCACGAACGAGUUAAGGAUUCUUUAAAUAUUACUGAGAACAAAUUACUCGAUGCGCACACUCAGAUUUCUGAUUUGAAGAGAACCGUCUCAAAACUGGAAACGCAGGUCAAGCAAUUAGAACAUGAAAACUCGCUCAAAUUUCGUUCUCUUGCUGAGGGACACUUCGCACCAUCUUAUGCCAGCAAAUUAGAAAGCUUUGACGUGAGCAGACGAAAGUGGCUGAUCCCGGGAUCCGAAUUUUCGAUCUUCACUGGUCAGCCGUUGGCAGCCCAAGACAAUUCCACCGAUAAUCGACUGGAAAAAAGAUUCACCUCCCCUAAGCAACACUCUCCCCCAGAGACCUCUCCAAGUGGCCUCCUCACCAACGAAGCCAUCCAAAAAGAGAUCAAAACUCAAGAAGUCCCCAUCCUCAAGGCCUUUAAAGAAUUCGAAGAAAGGAAGGCUUUGAAGAACCGAGGCAUGCAGGCAGAGAAAGAGGAAAGUGCAGCAGCCGAAACCAGCAAAACAGCCGUUCGGUGUCCAGUUGUUGGGUUUGCCGAGGUGUCCUUGGGUGCGAGCCGUUCGCCCGAGAAGAGCAAAGAGCAACCAAGGCACAAAAAAUUCAACUCGUCCAGUACCCAGAGAUCUUCAUCACUCCCACCUUCAAACAGGAAGACAAACACACCAACCAAGCGAGAGACCAUGUUGACUCCGAUGGCUGUGACCUACAGCCCCAAGCGCUCCCCCAAAGAAAAUCUGUCCCCAGGGUUCAGCCACUAUCUCAGCAGAAACGAAGACACGAUGACCAGAUUUGACAUCCACUUGAAUGAGGUCGCAGCUGCCCCUGCAGUGCAGUACGGCAGCCCACGGAAGCGGCUCCAGUUUUGCUCAGGAGGUGACCCACAAGGACGGCAGCCCAGUCGCCUCGAAAGCCGCAGAGGUUCGAAGUCUUCCUCCUACCCACAGCCGCUGCAUUCCAGACCCAGCAGAGAUUCCUCGAGGGAAGGUUACGAAGAGGGCCGCUCUACCAACACCAGCGAGACGAGCUCCUCUUCGGCAGCGGCCGCACCCCCCUACGAGCCCGAAUUCAAGUACGUUUCCAGGAUUAAGACCUUGGCAGAGACCGAGCGGCUUUUUGACGAGCUGACGCAAGAAAAACAAGAGAUUGAGUCCCAGCUGAGCCGCAUUCCUUGCGCCAGAGGACGGAUGACGCUCCAGGCCCGUCUGAAUCAGGAAGCGCUGGAGGACCGCCUGGAAAGAAUCAAUCGAGAAUUGGGAUCCAUCCGGAUGACCCUGAAGCGAUUCCAGGUUUUACGCACUUCCACCAACAUUUGAAGAUGACGAUGAAGAUACAAACCCCUUUAUUUGCACUAAAGUAACAAUAAUGAUGCACUCUGAAAAUGCAAACCGGUUUUGUAUUUUUCUAAACCCUCCCAGGUCCUUUUUGCAAUUAUGCCCUCUUUACACUCACUCACACACACACACACCCACACAAACACCUCGAUCUUUUGUACUGAGCCACAUAUUUUCCAAAAAAUACCUAUUUUUGUUAUACCGGAAGGAGUCGAACCGUUGAUUUGGGUUUUGGUUUUUGUUUUUUUUUGUAUUUUGCUACUUUGGAAGAUGCAGGGUUGUUUUUUUUUAAACAGCAGACCUGAAUUCUUUGUAAGACGCCGAGUUUUUGAGACGUUUAUCAUGUUGCGAUUGAUUUUGAUGGUGCUCGCCCCUUUCAGAGGCCGAAAGCCAAGCUUAUGUGACGUACAUAACGCAUUGCGGACUUUUUAAAUCAAUGGACACACAGCUUCUUCUGGGGAAGUGAGCUGCAAAGGAUACAUUUCUUAGCUUAAAACGUUCAAAACUGCGUCCUCUUUUUUCCUAAGCUCCUUU
Pseudonaja textilis is the source of this 4272-nucleotide messenger RNA. RefSeq names its product M-phase phosphoprotein 9 (gene MPHOSPH9). The record is from RefSeq and is a predicted model, not a curated record. Gene Ontology annotation, cellular component: centriole. Lineage: Eukaryota; Metazoa; Chordata; Lepidosauria; Squamata; Elapidae.